This is a messenger RNA of Exophiala viscosa, 924 nucleotides long. RefSeq lists its product as uncharacterized. The record is from RefSeq and is a predicted model, not a curated record. The coding region runs from base 1 to 924 and encodes 307 amino acids. Lineage: Eukaryota; Fungi; Ascomycota; Eurotiomycetes; Chaetothyriales; Herpotrichiellaceae. The transcript has a single exon.
AUGGCAGGCAGCACACACUCAAAGGUCAAAAGCCACCAAGAUACAGCAGUAGCUUUGGGAUCGACAGCAGCCCUUCCAUUCAGAACCAGACAACCAGGAAAAAGACCGUCUGAGGAGGCAAGCAAGAACAAAGAUACCCCUCUCCUCCUCGGCCUACCUUUCGAGAUCCGAGAACAGAUCUAUUCAUACAUUCUCAACUACCAAUCAAGCAAGAAAAGAAGGAGGGGUGAGAAGCGUAAAGCUAUCACCACCAAAAGAUCCUUGCUCUCGGUCUGCCAUCAGAUCAGCGACGAGUAUGGCCCGUUGUACUACCGCCGCCACCCACUCCACAUCAUGGUCCAUGCAAGAUACCUGAAGGCAAAAAUUCUCUGGCGACCGCGUAGAUGCAGCCCCAUCGACUUUGAAAACCUUUACCUUAGGACGCUCGCUGAAUACAGGUUGAGAAACAUUCGGCAACUGACCUACAACGCGACAAUACUGGAAACGCCUUGCCUGCCUGAUAUUUGUACCUCCCCAACCAGGAUAGAUUGGUCGGGCUUGUCGCACUUGACUGGGAUACUGCGCAAGUACGACGGUAUCCUCGAAUCGUUGGCAGAGCUCAAGGUCUAUGUCGAGCCGAACGAAUAUCUUGAAGAAUACAAUUACUUCAGAUAUGAUGGAGAAUCAGUCUGGUGCAUCGCCACCCAGUACGGGCCAUGGGAUGAAUUCGAAGAUGAAUUAGUCAACGAUGGAGGCCCUCUUAAUGGCUGGGAGAUAUCGAGGAACGUGCGUGUUAAGGAUCAAAGAGGCACUGGCGACCGAGGGCGGAUACUCGUUUCCUUCGGCAGUGAGUUCAGAAAGGUCUCUGCAACUCCAUCUGUGGACGAGGACGAGGACAAGCAAUGGACUCCGCCAAAAGUGACUUUGAAGUUGGAGUACUACUGA